AUGCACUUUUCCGUCCUCCUCCUCAGCGUCUCCCUCGCUUCGGCGCAAUACGCCCACCACCAAUUCGGUCCAGGCCCCGCGGAACUGGAAUAUCUCAAGAACAUCAACGAAGGCCCAAACCAAAACCAGAAUCAAGACCAGGCCCAGAACCACAACGGAAAUGCCAACUACGGCAACUACGAGGUCGACUACGGCCAUCAAAACGCCGCCCCGAGCCCUCACACCCCAAUCCGAGCCCCAGCUUCAUCGGCAACUCCCAUGAUCCACAGCACAUUCAUAGUGCAAGCUUCUCAGACACCCGCCGCUCCAUCCCACGCCAAGGCACCGGCCCCUGGGUACGCGUACAACCACCCAAGCCCCUCACCUCAAGGCCGGUCCCAGGGCUUUGGCCCAGACGAUCAAGAUAUCCCGGCCGGUGCAUCGGGUGGCGUGGCUCCAAUCGACCCAAUGAGACCUGGUUCACAGGUUGCGCCUCCUCCUCUCUUCCCGGACCAGAAUCAUGGCUAUGGCUCUCUAUAA
Molecule: messenger RNA, 519 nt
Organism: Penicillium mononematosum
Lineage: Eukaryota; Fungi; Ascomycota; Eurotiomycetes; Eurotiales; Aspergillaceae
Exons: 2
Coding region: 1-519 (172 amino acids)
Source: RefSeq, a predicted model, not a curated record